GCUGAAAAAAUGUCAUGUGUCAUGUCAGUUGCGGUUUGUUAAUGUCAAAAAUGAUUUGUUUUCAGCCGCUAACAUUUUAAGGAAAAAUAUAAUAAGUAUAUUUUAAAUUAAAACAUAUGUAUUAAAAUGUCAUACAGCGUCGAUAUAUCUGUUGAGGCACCAAUCGAAAAUCAAAUCCAAGAAAUAACCUAUGAUGGCACAGAGAUUUAUCAACCCCCUCUGACCCUUUCUGAAAGUCUUGCAAAGUAUGCACAGAAAAUAGACUUCAGCAAGACCUCUGAUGUAGAUGUUAAAAAAGAAGAGUCCAAUGAAGACGCAAAAUCAGAUUCAGACAGUAAGGAUGCAUUCCAAUCAUCCCUAUGGCCUUGGGACCAAGUAAGAAACAAAUUAAGAAGUACACUGCAAGAAGUAUGUGUAUUAGCAGACGUUUUAGUUAUUGCAAAAGAAAAACGGUACUUAGUUUUGGACCCUGUUCAGCAGGAACCUUUGGAAACAAAACCGAUGGUGCAGAUAUAUGCAAGGAAGAAAGCUUUAGCUGGUGCAGCAAAUGUAUUAUUAGCUGGUGCAGAGAAAUUGAAAACUUCACAGAAUGAAGCAGCGAGGAACCGCACAAGUUUAGAUUUUCAUAUAGAACUUUUACGAUUGCGCCAGAACUGGAGGCUGAAGAAAGUUUCGAAUACUAUUAUAGGUGAUUUAAGUUACAGAACGGCUGGUUCGAAAUACCUUCAAACCGGCACAUUUGAGGUGACAAAAGCCGAAGACGAAGAAAGAUUCAGCAGUCCUCCAAGCAGCCCUUUGCCUGGAGGACCUGCACCCGUCAAACCAAAUAGUGCUUUGAGGGUGUUGAUUCCGUCAGAACUUCAAGGCGUUGCUUAUAUAGAAGUGCUAUGUCAAAAAGACCAAGAAGAUUUGUGUAGUGCCAACAUAAACCUGUUGGGCUCCGGCCCGCCAGCAACGAACCCAGACAUGCACUGGCAACAGAAGCUGGAGGCCGCCCAGAACGUACUCUUCUGCAAAGAACUAUUCAACCAGCUGGCAAAAGAAGCCGUCCAACUCCAGGCGCCCAUUCCGCACAUGGUCGUCGGGAACCAGAUCAUGGCCACCGUAUUGCCGGGUAUCCAGCUGAUCAUAGGGCUUUGCCACUCCACAACUAAUGAUAAGAAGCAGCAGAACCCAGCGCCGUCGAAGAGCGAUCACGAUCAUGUCCUGGAACACUCCUUGCAUCAACUCCUGAGGGAGGUGCAUCAUAAGAAUACUCAUAUUCCUUUCCCGCACCCCGCGACGGGGCCGUUGGGUCCCUCGAAGAAAAGAAUGAUUGCUGGCCCCAUGGCUGCAGAUAGGUAUGAGCUGCUCGAGAUGACCAAAACCGAGACCCUCCUAGAACAGAUCGUGAAACAAGCCCAGCAUUUCAUCAUGCGGAUGAGGACUGAAUACGUUCUCGACACCAUAGCGAAAGAGAUCAAGGAUCCCUUGAUCAGUUCCCACUGGAAUACCCUGAACAGCCCCACCCAGUCCUGCGUGAAAAUCAACAUAUCGACGCACGGCUACGAUGCAGUAUGUCGCACCCCAUUGGUUAUCCACGUCGGAGAGAAGAGUCUUAAAUGUAUCUGCAGGGACGGGAAGGUGAUGAACAUGAGCUACGAACCCCAGGAGUUGAGAGACCUCAUUAUUUGCCACAUAAACCAGCAUCAGAUCCUGGCCGUCCAGGCGUUGGCUAAGACGAUGGGUUGGCAGGCCUUGGGGAAUUCGAAUCACUUGGGUACAGGAUGCGUAGAACCUCUCGGCAAUGCGAGCUCCUGCCUGUUGUCUUCCCCCACGGGAGACAGGAUCAUAGCGGUCCGAUGUGAACCCCAGGCUGGCACUCAAGUUUCCGUGGCACAUUCGCCCAGAUCCGACUUUUUUCCCAGUCGAUUAGUGACGGAAAGAAAGUGGGAGCACCUCGGAGGUCAAUUCAGAGAUGUACGAUUGGACAAAAUGGAGGGAAGGAACUUCCUCCACAAAAUGGAGCUCCUCAUGGCUAGUCUGACUAGUAAUUCUUAGAUUUAUGUUAAGUGUUGUAAUAAUUUAUAUUUUUUCUUUAUUAAACGGCAAUUAAAUUAAAAUUGAAAGUUGA
Molecule: messenger RNA, 2113 nt
Organism: Anoplophora glabripennis (Asian longhorned beetle)
Lineage: Eukaryota; Metazoa; Arthropoda; Insecta; Coleoptera; Cerambycidae
Gene: MED17
Product: mediator of RNA polymerase II transcription subunit 17
Exons: 6
Coding region: 127-2040 (637 amino acids)
Biological process (GO): regulation of transcription by RNA polymerase II
Cellular component (GO): mediator complex; core mediator complex
Molecular function (GO): transcription coregulator activity
Source: RefSeq, a predicted model, not a curated record